Pelmatolapia mariae (spotted tilapia) is the source of this 1161-nucleotide messenger RNA. RefSeq lists its product as uncharacterized. The coding region runs from base 12 to 1010 and encodes 332 amino acids. Gene Ontology annotation, biological process: response to bacterium. The transcript is spliced from 5 exons. NCBI's taxonomy places the organism in Eukaryota, Metazoa, Chordata, Actinopteri, Cichliformes, Cichlidae. The record is from RefSeq and is a predicted model, not a curated record.
UUUUCUGCACAAUGGCUUUUUCACUGCUGGCUUUUUAUUUUGCAAUACUGUUAUCUGGGACUCUGGAGCUGUCCUCAUCUGGUCAUCAGAAGAGCGUUUUUGUGUCACGUAAAACGAGUGACAACUUGAUUUUGAAAUGUUUCUACGAAGGUGAGGUUGCUGCAAGGCUUUACUGGUAUAAACAACCUCUUGGACAGAAACCAAAGCUCAUCUCUUACUCCUACAUAUAUGAAAAAAAUAACACAUUUUUUGGCGAAUUCAAGAAUAAUCCCAGAUUUUCACUGGAUGCUGAAAAUGGCAAAAACCACUUGAUGAUCAGAGAUUUACAAAUUUCAGACUCAGCCACUUACUACUGUAUGACCUCUUAUUUAUACAGAUUAACAUUUUCAGAAAGCAUUACUGUUAUUGUUAACGAUGCAGAGUCAAACGUCCAAGCUGUGGUCCAACAGUCAGCAUCUGAGACCAUCCAGCCAGGAGACUCUGUGACUCUGAACUGUACAGUACACACUGGGACCUGUGACGAAGAACACAGUGUGUACUGGUUCAAAGACUCUGGAGAUUUUUACCCAGGACUCCUUUACACCCAUGGAGGCAGGAAUGAUCAGUGUGAGAAGAACGAACAAACACACAACUGUGUCUACAACUUGCCAAUGAAUAACCUGAAUCUGUCUCAUACUGGGACCUACUACUGUGCUGUUGCCUCAUGUGGACACAUACUGUUUGGAAAUGGAACAAAACUGGACUUUGAACAUAAUGUUUUCUGGAGCGGCACCUUUGCAGUCACCUCCAUCCUGAGUGUAUUGCUGGCUUUCUCAGUGUGUGCGAUCAGCAAGAAAUGCAUCUGCAAAUCUCCUGAAUCUCAAGCAAGUCUCCCUAAAUCAGAUGCAAUGGGUUUCCAAGAGGCAGAAAGACUCUAUUUUCCAUCUUCAACUGUCAACCUGCGCAACAGAUCAAGAAGUCAGAAGGAUCACACCUGGAGUGAAUGUGUGUACUAUAGUGUAAAGCAUUAGUACGCAGAGAAGACACGGUGUUUGAAAUGUAGUAUUUCUUUUUUCUGUGGCAUCAUGUUCACAAUAUACAAUAUAUACAAUAUAUCACAAUAAUGUAGCAACCAUGAGAAACAAAUGUCAGUAUUCACUUAUUUUUUAAUCCUCAUUCUCU